Molecule: messenger RNA, 858 nt
Organism: Parnassius apollo (apollo)
Lineage: Eukaryota; Metazoa; Arthropoda; Insecta; Lepidoptera; Papilionidae
Source: the annotation of a GenBank genome assembly
AUGCCACCUAGAUUUCGUCAGUCAUCAUCAUCGCAUUCAUCAUACAAUCCGAACACGCCAUCACCGUAUCCAAAUACGCCAUCACCGUAUCCAAAUACGCCAUCACCCUAUCCUAUAUAUGCUAAAUCUCCGCCUGAUCCGUCUCCUCAAACUCAGUACACGCCAUCUCGUAAUCCAUCUAUCAUUCCUCAAUCUCCGCCUGAUCAGUCUCCUCAAACUCAGUACACACCAUCUCGUAAUCCAUCUAACAUUCCUCAAUCUCAGCCUGAUCCGUCUCCUCAAACUCAGUACACGCCAUCUCGUAAUCCCUGUAACAUUCCUCAAUCUCAGCCUGAUCCGUCUCCUCAAACUCAGUACACACCAUCUCGUAAUCCAUCUAUCAUUCCUCAAUCUCCGCCUGAUCAGUCUCCUCAAACUCAGUACACACCAUCUCGUAAUCCAACUAACAUUCCUCAAUCUCACCCUGAUCCGUCUCCUCAAACUCAGUACACACCAUCUCGUAAUCCAUCUAACGUUCCUCAAUCUCAGCCUGAUCCGUCUCCACAAAAUGAGUUCACGCCAUCUCGUAAUCCAUCUAUCAUUCCUCAAUCUCCACUUGAUCCGACUACACAAACUCAAUUCACGCCAUCUCGUAAUCCAUCUAUCAUUCCUCAAUCUCCACCUUAUCCGUCUCAGCAAACUCAGUACACGCCAUCCCGUAAAUCUAAUGUCAUUCUUCAAUUACAGCCUGAUCCGUCUCCUCAAGACCAAUACACACUGUCUCUCAGUUCAAAUUUUCCAAAUACUUCAUUUAAUCAUUCUUCGUACGUAGUAGAGGGGAGUGGUUUUGACAUGAAAGAUUUUAUUUUAUUUAAAUAG